GGUGCCGGCGGAUCCGCGUCCGGCGGCGGCCCCGCGGCCCGGCCAGGCCCGGCUCCCUCUGGCGUUCCCCUCUCUGCCCCGCGGCCCCUCGCCCGUCAUGUUGGUGCCCGUGUUCACGCUGAAGCUCAACCACAAGAUCCUGCCCCGCAUGGUGGCGCUGGGCCGGUACGACGGGACGCACCCCUGCCUGGCGGCCGCCACGCAGGCGGGCAAGGUUUUUAUUCACAAUCCUCAUGCCCGAGGACAGAGAAUAAACACAAACCGAAUGGUGCAAAGUAACCAAGAUUCAGACAUUUCUCUUCUGAACAUUAAUCAAGGGAUUACUUGUUUGACUUCAGGGGUGCUGAACCCUCAGCUGGGUUAUGACUGUCUUCUGGUUGGAACACAGACUAAUUUAUUGGCUUACGAUGUGUAUAACAACUCAGAUUUGUUUUACAGAGAGGUUUCAGAUGGAGCCAAUGCAAUAGUUCUUGGGAAGCUGGGAGAUAUUUCACCUCCACUUGCUAUUAUUGGUGGAAACUGUGCCCUGCAGGGCUUUGAUUAUGAAGGAAAUGACCGUUUUUGGACGGUUACUGGAGACAAUGUUCGUUCAUUAGCACUGUGUGACUUUGAUGAUGAUGGAAAAACUGAGCUUCUUGUUGGCUCUGAAGAUUUUGACAUCCGUGUGUUUAAAGAAGAUGAGAUUGUGGCAGAAAUGUCAGAGACAGAGACAAUCACUGCACUUAGCCCCAUGUAUGGCAGUCGCUUUGGCUACGCUCUUGCCAAUGGCACCGUUGGAGUUUACAACAAAGCAGCGCGCUACUGGAGGAUUAAGUCAAAAAACCAAGCAAUGAGCAUACAUGCGUUUGACCUGAACUCUGAUGGAGUGUGUGAGUUGAUCACUGGCUGGUCUAAUGGGAAGGUUGAUGCCCGCAGUGACCGGACUGGGGAGGUCAUCUUUAAGGACAACUUUGCUUCCUCAAUUGCAGGACUGGUGGAGGGAGAUUACAGAAUGGAUGGGACCACCCAGUUAAUCUGCUGCUCAAUUGAUGGUGAAGUCCGAGGCUAUCUGCCAGGAGGUGAGGAAAUGAAAGGGAACCUAAUGGAUACAAGUGCUGAGCAGGAUCUUAUCCGAGAACUUAGUCAAAAGAAACAAAAUCUGCUGCUGGAAUUGAAAAAUUAUGAGGAAAAUACAAAGGCCGAAUUGAACACUCAGUUGAAGGAAGCUGAUGGGCAGAGAGGUCUGAUUCCAGCAAACACCCAACUCCAGACAGCCCUCUCAGUUAAUCUGGGCUCUGACAGCCAGUCUGCCCACGUGGAACUGUGUAUUUCCACCACAAAUGACACAAUCAUCCGUGCUGUGCUGAUCUUUGCUGAGGGCAUAUUUGAAGGUGAGAGCCAUGUGGUCCACCCCAGUCUCCAGAACCUCUCAGGCUGUGUUCGUGUUCCCCUUACUCCACCCAAAGAUGUCCCUGUGGAUUUGCACAUCAAAGCCUUUGUGGGUUACCGAAACAGCACACAGUUCCAUGUAUUUGAGUUGACAAGACAGCUUCCCCGAUUUUCCAUGUAUGCCCUGAGCAGCCCAGACUUGGCCACAGAGCCCCUGAGCUUUGUUAACUGUACCAUGAAUGAGAGGCCACAAAGGAUUGUUAUGUGGCUGAAUCAGAGCUUCUUGCUGCCAGAGGAUGCAGAGUUUCAGAGUGCUCCCUUUCAGGUUUGCUUCACUUCUCUUCGUAAUGCAGGUCAGCUCUGCAUCAAAAUCAAGCCUGGUGGAGAGAUUUCCAUCAACACAGAUGAUAUUGAUCUAGCUGGUGACAUUAUCCAGUCAAUGGCCUCUUUCCUGGCCAUUGAAGAUUUGCAGGUGGAAGCAGAUUUUCCUGCGUACUUUGAGGAGCUGCGGAAAGUAUUGGUGAAGGUGGACGAGCAUCACUCAGUGAAUCAGCGGAUCACUGCUGACAUGGCCGAACUCUCCAACCUCAUCCGCAGCAUGUUGGUUCAGGCAGAAGAUGCCCGGCUCCUGGGAGACAUGAAAAACAUGAAGACACGGUACAGCGAGCUGUAUGACCUGAACAGAGAUUUAAUAAAUCAGUACAAAAUUCGUUGCAACAAUCACACAGAGCUGUUGAAUAAUCUGAAAGCUGUGAAUCAGGCAAUCCAAAGGGCUGGGCGGUUACGUGUUGGCAAACCUAAAACACAAGUGAUCAGUGCUUGUCGGGAUGCAAUAAGGAGCAACAACUUCAACACACUGUUCAGGAUAAUGCGUGUGGGAACAGCUUCUUCUUAGGCAGAGGAGCAGCAGCUGUGCAGAGCCAGUGAUUCCAUGCACUAAGCAGAUAAUGGAUGACAAGCAGCUAAUUCAGAUCCCUACUCCACAGUAGGGUGAAGUGAAUUCAAUGGUAGUGCUGUAGUUCACUUGUUAGGUAAGAAAUGUUACACAGACCAAAACUCCAUGAAGAGAGCAUCAGAGUUCAAGUGCAGAUGUGGUAUUUAUGCAAGACAGAAGUUCAAACAGUUAUUUUUUAUUACAGUAAUUUAUUUAUGUAUUUAAAUAUAUUUUGUAGUUAAGGCAUUGGUCUUUUCCAUUAAAACAUAGACUGGUUUGACUAA
Molecule: messenger RNA, 2586 nt
Organism: Taeniopygia guttata (zebra finch)
Lineage: Eukaryota; Metazoa; Chordata; Aves; Passeriformes; Estrildidae
Gene: BBS2
Product: Bardet-Biedl syndrome 2
Biological process (GO): non-motile cilium assembly
Cellular component (GO): BBSome; neuron projection; motile cilium
Molecular function (GO): protein binding
Source: RefSeq, a predicted model, not a curated record